Molecule: messenger RNA, 2023 nt
Organism: Ochlerotatus camptorhynchus
Lineage: Eukaryota; Metazoa; Arthropoda; Insecta; Diptera; Culicidae
Product: transmembrane protease serine 9-like
Exons: 6
Coding region: 56-2017 (653 amino acids)
Biological process (GO): proteolysis
Molecular function (GO): serine-type endopeptidase activity
Source: RefSeq, a predicted model, not a curated record
UUAUUAUAAGUUCCUGUCAGUUGAAGAGUAGCAUUAGUUGCGAAAACAAGUCAAAAUGCAUAGCUUUUUGAGUGUUCUAGCCGUCCUAGCGUUGGCAAUCGCCACCGUUGCGGCCAUUCAGAGUCCGGACAUCGAUCCGAAGACGAUCGAUUGGAACACCGUACGUACCCUACGGGAAACGGACAAAUUCCGUGCCCGGUUUGGAUUGGCCCCGCUGAGUGAUGCUGAAAUCCGCAGGUCGCGUAUCUCCGGAGGAACCGUUGCCUCUUCAACCGAUAUCCCAUGGGCUGUCGGAGUAUUGAUCCACGGAGGCACCUCGGGACACCACUUCUGCACCGGUGUGUUGAUCUCGGCUCGAUUCGUCCUGACCGCGGCCAAUUGCGUUCAAGGUGAAACCGACAUUGCCAUUGCUUUGAAUGCUGCGAACAUGGCCAGUAUUGGAACGUUGAUCGCUGUGUCCAACGUGGUGGUUCAUCCAAACUUCAGCUGGCUGUUGGGUCGUGAUGAUAUUGCUAUGCUGACUUUGAGCCGAGAUGCUCCCAUCGAUAACAUCACUAUCCGCCCAGUUCUGAUGCCACGUCGAUCGGACGCCAGCAUGUCCUUUGUCGAUUGGUCAGCUACGACGGCCGGCUGGGGUAACACCGGAAACCGGGACGACGAACCGAUUCCUACGCAGUUUUUACAGUUCGCCUCAGAUAGUGUUACUUCGAACUUGAUUUGUCAAUUGUCCUACGCAUGGGUCAGAAGUACGCACAUCUGCGUGUCGACCGACAACGGAGGAGCGUGCAACGGCGACGAGGGAGCUCCGGUGACGGUUCGCGAGGCCAACCGAAUCUUCCUAAUUGGUCUCCACUCGUUCCACUACAGCGGUAUCCGUGGAUGCGACCGUGGACGGUCGACUGUAAACACCCGUAUUACCGAGUACCUCGACUGGAUCCAGCAGAACAGUGAUGUUGUGAUUCCGACCAUUUUCUUAUCGAUCGAUAAGAAAACCUCAAAUCCAAACUCAUCGUGCCUUAUCCCUUGGGAAAUUCCUCAAAACCAAAUGAGCCAUCAUAAACUCCUCUCAGUUGAAAAAAAGCAUCCAUUGGAAAAACAAGCCAUGAACAAUUUCUCGAGUGUUCUACUCGUCCUAGCGCUGGCAGUCGCCACCGUCAUUGCCGUGCAGAGUCCGGAUAUUGAUCCACAAUCGAUCGAUUGGACCAUCGUUCGUACCCUUCGGGAAACGGACAAAUACCGCGCCCGAUUUGGCUUGGCCCCACUGAGCGAUGAUGACAUCCGCAAGUCAAGAAUCUCCGGAGGUACCAUCGCCACUCCAACCGAUGUCCCAUGGGCUGCCGGAGUACUCAUUCACGGAGGCACCUCGGGACACAGCUUCUGCAGCGGUGUACUGAUCUCGGCUCGAUUCGUCCUAACUUCUGCCGAUUGUGUUCAAGGCGAAACCGACGUAGUCGUUGCUUUGAAUGCCGCUGACAUGGCCAGUAUCGGAACGCUGAUUGCUGUAUCCAACGUGUUGAUUCAUCCGAACUUCAGCUCACUGUUGAAUCGUGAUGACAUUGCCAUUCUGACGCUGAGUCGUGAUGCUCCAAUCGACGACACCACCAUCCGUCCAGUUUUCAUGCCACGUCGAUCGGACGCAGGUUUGUCCUUUUCCGGAUGGUCUGCAACGACGGCUGGUUGGGGUACUACCGGGAACCGAGACAAUGAACCUAUUCCGACGCAGUUUUUGCAGUUUGCCACGGAUAGCGUUACGUCGAAUAUUGUGUGCCAAUUGUCCUACACUUGGGUCAGAAGUACGCAUAUCUGCGUUUCGACCGAUAACGGAGGACCUUGUGAUGGUGACGAGGGAGGUCCAGUAACGGCUCGCGAAUCAAAUCGUAUCUUCCUGAUUGGUAUCCACUCGUUCCACUUCAGCGGAAUUCGCGGAUGCGACCGAGGACGAUCGGCCGUGAACACCCGUAUCACCGAAUAUCUCGACUGGAUCGAACAAAACACCGAUGUUGUGAUUCCUGCGUAAAUUUCG